This is a messenger RNA of Microsporum canis CBS 113480, 576 nucleotides long. RefSeq lists its product as hypothetical. Bases 1 to 576 code for a protein of 191 amino acids. The record is from RefSeq and is a predicted model, not a curated record. NCBI's taxonomy places the organism in Eukaryota, Fungi, Ascomycota, Eurotiomycetes, Onygenales, Arthrodermataceae. The transcript has 3 exons.
AUGGCCGGUCCACAGGGUGCCCUGGCCACCUCCUUCAAGGCGGUUCGAAUUCUCCAGGCAAUCAGUCUUGUCUCCAUCAUUGGGAUGACUGCCAACUUCAUCGCGCAGAUGGUGAACGCAAAUGCUACUCCGCCAAAUGUGCUCAUUGGCACCCUCAGCGUGACCGUCAUUGCCGUUUUGUAUUGCGCAAUUACAUUCAUCCUUUUCAUUGAUGGCACCCUUCCGUACCUGAUCAACCUUGGCUUGGACGGUGCCCAUUUAAUUGCUGUUGUCGUCGUCGCCGUCACUGUCGGAAAACCUCUGUCGUACGUGAACUGCAAUGUGAUCGGCCAAGUCUCUGGCGGUUACUCAUCAGCGUAUGAUUUCGCGAAUGCCCUGGGUGAAAGCCUGGCGAAAGACGGCGGAAAGAUCAGCUACACCCAUUGGAUUGGGGCAUCGAAGCUCACCUGUUACCAAAUGAAGUCAAUCUGGGGUCUGAGCAUUGCCUUGUGUAUUCUGUUUGCGUUCUCUGCGAUAUGCAGUGCUUGCCUCUGGCGCCAAACUAGGGCCAGUUCUCCCAAGGAUAUUGAGAGCUAG